ACCGGCCCUGAUCGAGGCUGCGUCAGUCUCCAAGAUCGGGCUCGAAGCCAACAGCGCUGACGAUGGCAAAGGGAUCAAAAUCACUCAACCCGACGGACCUCUACCGCAAGCUUCAGAAGAAGAAGGAGCUCAAAAAGAACAAGGAAGACAGGAAGCGAGGACGAUUGGUUUCGGCCGCGCAGAAGGACAGCAGCAAACUCCAGGAAGAACUUGGCUCGCUCCUCCAGCAAGAUCGCGAUGGCACUCUGGACAAGUCCCUGACCGCUCGAAAGAAGGAGCUUGAAGAAGAGUUCGAAGCCAUCCAGACGGCACGAGAGAAACUCGGGCUCGCUCGCCAGACGGUCAAAGUUCCCGAAGCACCGGCAAAGCCCCCUCCCAGGGACCCAACAAAGUCGAUAUACUACCAUCCGACUCUGAACCCGUUUGGAACACCACCUCCUGGAAAGCCAUAUAUCGAGCGUACCGAUGGCGGUGUAGUUCAAGUCACAACCCUUCAAGAACCCGAGUCUGAGCCCGAGCAACAAACAGAAUCGGCACCAGAACCUGUUGUCGAGGAGACAAAGCCACAGCCGCCACCCAUCACCUUCGAGGACUUGGAUAUCCCUCUCCCCCCAGGACCUGCUCCCGAUGUUGAAGCGCAUGUGUUCAAUACCCUGGAUCUGCCCGAGAUUCGAAACAAGGCCGACUACAUGCCGUCUGCCUCCAAGCCAGCGCAGGCUGCAGCUGGUCCGAGUCAGAUUCGACCAAUGGCGCCCGGCCCCAUCCGCCCAUUGCCUGCACCAUCGUUUCCGAGGCCGAUGCAGCCCAUGUAUCACCCUGGCAUGCCACAGUGGAAUCCACCGUACAUGGGAAUGCCCGGAAUGGUUGCUGCUCCCUAUAUGGGCGGCCCUCCAGGGAUGCUGCCAUACCCUCCAGCGUUCAAUGCAUAUCCACCGAGACCAUAUCCUCUGCCCCUCAACGUCCCGGGCUCUUCCCGACGACCUCCUUCACAGGGUCCCAUUCGCCCAAUGAAGGAAGUCACUAUCAGUGCACAAACAUUGGCUCAGCGACCUCCACAACUGCCGCCGACACCACGGCCAGCUCCGGCCCCUGGCACCGUUAUCUCGGCCGCACCACAAGUACGAGACUUUCAAAAGGAGCUCACAUCGCUCGUCCCACCGUCUCUUCUGCGCAAAUCAAAGACCAGCGCUGCACUCAAGCCAAGCGCCAGUCUCCCGGCAAUGGGCAAGCCGCAAGUGAAUGCUGCACCCGACCUCGACGAGGAGCGCGGACCCGAGGUCAAGCGACCGCAAUCUCUGGUCGACGCACUUAGCGGAUCCCUCCAAUCGAUUCGCAAGGUCAGAGAGUCCUCCAAGCCCGACGAUUAUGAUGCCUUCAUGAAGGAUAUGGAGGGUCUGCUGUGAGGAUUUGGUGCUGACUCACUUUCGCGAAGGCGAACCGGCCAAAUAUAGCUACUUGCCCAGUG
Molecule: messenger RNA, 1465 nt
Organism: Polychytrium aggregatum
Lineage: Eukaryota; Fungi; Chytridiomycota; Chytridiomycetes; Polychytriales
Product: WW domain binding protein 11-domain-containing protein
Exons: 8
Coding region: 63-1403 (446 amino acids)
Biological process (GO): RNA processing
Source: RefSeq, a predicted model, not a curated record